Messenger RNA from Ochotona curzoniae (black-lipped pika), 3741 nucleotides. RefSeq names its product NADH:ubiquinone oxidoreductase core subunit S1 (gene NDUFS1). The transcript is spliced from 19 exons. Gene Ontology annotation, biological process: ATP synthesis coupled electron transport. The coding region runs from base 88 to 2271 and encodes 727 amino acids. Gene Ontology annotation, molecular function: iron-sulfur cluster binding; NADH dehydrogenase (ubiquinone) activity. NCBI's taxonomy places the organism in Eukaryota, Metazoa, Chordata, Mammalia, Lagomorpha, Ochotonidae. The record is from RefSeq and is a predicted model, not a curated record. Gene Ontology annotation, cellular component: membrane.
UAUUGCAUAGGCUCCCGGCGCUCGAGCGGCUCGGUGUGGUCCCGACAGGUCCGCAGAGCAGCCUCGGCAGCUCCGGGGAGCAGCAAAAUGUUCAGGAUCCCUGUGAGAAGGGCCUUGGUGGGCCUUUCCAAAUCCCCUAAAGGAUGUGUUCGAACAACUGCCACAGCCGCAAGCAACUUGAUUGAAGUAUUCGUUGAUGGUCAGUCCGUCAUGGUGGAACCAGGGACAACCGUCCUCCAAGCAUGUGAGAAAGUUGGCAUGCAGAUACCUCGCUUCUGUUACCAUGAAAGGCUGUCUGUUGCUGGAAACUGCAGAAUGUGCCUUGUGGAAAUUGAGAAAGCACCUAAGGUUGUAGCUGCAUGUGCCAUGCCAGUAAUGAAGGGUUGGAAUAUUCUGACAAACUCAGAAAAAUCCAAGAAAGCCCGAGAAGGUGUGAUGGAGUUCUUACUAGCAAAUCACCCGCUGGACUGCCCUAUUUGUGACCAAGGAGGUGAAUGUGAUCUCCAGGACCAAUCCAUGAUGUUUGGAAGUGAUAGGAGCCGAUUUUUAGAGGGGAAACGUGCUGUGGAGGACAAGAAUUUGGGGCCGUUGGUGAAGACUAUCAUGACCAGAUGCAUACAGUGCACUCGCUGCAUCAGGUUUGCAAGUGAGAUUGCAGGUGUGGAUGAUUUGGGAACAACAGGCAGAGGAAAUGAUAUGCAAGUUGGCACAUACAUUGAAAAGAUGUUCAUGUCGGAGCUGUCUGGAAAUAUCAUUGAUAUCUGCCCUGUAGGUGCACUAACUUCCAAACCCUAUGCUUUUACUGCACGGCCUUGGGAGACAAGAAAGACAGAAUCCAUUGAUGUUAUGGAUGCAGUUGGAAGUAAUAUUGUGGUUAGCACAAGAACUGGAGAGGUGAUGAGAAUCUUGCCACGUAUGCAUGAGGACAUCAAUGAAGAGUGGAUCUCUGAUAAAACCAGAUUUGCCUAUGAUGGGCUAAAACGUCAAAGACUUACGGAGCCAAUGGUCAGAAAUGAAAAGGGGCUUUUAACCUAUACCUCCUGGGAGGAUGCACUGUCUCGAGUGGCUGGAAUGUUGCAGAGUUUUCAAGGCAAGGAUGUGGCAGCGAUUGCAGGUGGCUUGGUGGAUGCUGAGGCCCUGGUAGCUCUCAAAGAUUUGCUGAAUCGAGUGGAUUCGGACUCGUUGUGCACCGAAGAGGUCUUCCCCACUGCAGGAGCAGGCACAGAUUUGCGUUCCAAUUAUCUCCUUAAUUCCAAAAUUGCGGGUGUGGAAGAGGCAGAUGUUGUUCUUCUGGUUGGUACAAAUCCACGUUUUGAGGCACCACUGUUUAAUGCAAGAAUUCGAAAGAGUUGGCUUCAUAAUGACUUGAAAGUGGCCCUUAUAGGCAGUCCAGUGGACCUCACUUACAGAUACAAUCAUCUGGGAGACUCUCCCCAGAUUCUUCAGGACAUUGCUACUGACACCCAUCCAUUCAGCCAGGUCCUAAAGGAAGCUAAAAAACCAAUGGUCGUCUUAGGCAGUUCUGCACUCCAAAGGAGUGAUGGGGCAGCAAUUCUUGCAGCCGUUUCCAGCAUCGCACAGAAAAUUAGGAUGACUAGUGGUGUUGCUGAUGAUUGGAAAGUUAUGAAUAUCCUUCAUAGGAUUGCAAGCCAAGUGGCUGCUCUGGAUCUUGGCUAUAAACCCGGGGUGGAAGCGAUCAGAAAGAACCCUCCCAAAGUAUUGUUUCUCCUGGGAGCAGAUGGAGGCUGUGUCACGCGACAGGAUUUACCAAAGGAUUGUUUCAUCGUUUAUCAAGGACAUCAUGGUGAUGUUGGGGCUCCCAUAGCUGAUGUCAUUCUCCCAGGAGCUGCUUACACAGAGAAGUCUGCUACUUACGUCAACACCGAGGGCAGAGCUCAGCAGACGAAAGUAGCAGUGACACCUCCUGGCUUGGCUAGAGAAGACUGGAAAAUCAUAAGAGCCCUUUCUGAGAUUGCCGGUUUAACUCUUCCAUAUGAUACUCUGGAUCAAGUGAGGAAAAGGCUUGAAGAAGUUGCUCCUAAUCUUGUUCGGUAUGAUGAUGUUGAAGGAGCCAACUACUUCCAGCAAGCUAGCGAGCUCUCCAAGCUUGUGAAUCAGCAGCUUCUUGCCGACCCUCUUGUUCCACCUCAGCUAACAAUAAAAGAUUUCUACAUGACAGAUUCAAUUAGCAGAGCCUCCCAGACGAUGGCCAAGUGUGUUAAAGCUGUUACAGAGGGUGCCCAGGCAGUAGAGGAACCGUCCAUAUGCUGAACCAUCUACUGCGAGUUGCAUUGGAAUGAUUCCUUGGAGGUGUAUCAAUUUCAGAAAAAAAUCUGAUACUGUAUUUAAUGUUGUACCAUGCUUAUUUGAAAAUGAAACUGUAGUUAUCAGAUACUUGGCAGUUUCAGAAAAACGUGUGUUGUAUGUAAACAUUGUUAAAUUGCUAAUAAAGCUCUCAAGAUACGGCUUCAUGAAAAGCAUUGAUCCUUGUGACGAAUACAAAGAUUUUUGUUUAGUUUCGUAAAGUUAUGUUUAUAAAACAGGUGAAAUGAAAAGGCCUUCCAUUAAGACUCACCUUUUAUAUUGUUGAAGGAAAGGUUUAAUCAUUCUGUCAAGAUUGCAAAAUAGAAAAAUUAUGUAAUAUAUCACAUCUUGCUAAUGAAUAACAGUAACAGUAGUUCAUGAUUAUUUAGCUUUUUCUUUGUGCUAAGCACUCUGCUUUUAUGUGUUGUUUUCCUUUGCCCUGUGAGAUAGUAGUAGUACCUCGUUUUACAGAUGAAGAAAUUAAAGCCCAGUGUACAUAUUAAGUAGCUUGUCCAAGGCCACACAGUCACAUUUAAACUCUGGUUUUAUUCCAUAGUCCAUUUUUAACUGCUACACACCCUCCAUUCAUAGAUUGUUACUUUUAAAAUGCCAUAUUGAGUUCAUGAAUAACACAUUUCUCAAAUCUGUUUCUAUAUUGUUAUAAUUAAAUGAUUAUACAUAUUUAUACUUGGAAUGAGGGUAGGCUGAAGAGAAACAAAUUUAAUUCUCAUUACUAUGCUGUGUUCACUAUAACCCCAACUGUAGUGUUACGCCAACUAAAUUACAGAAAACUAAUAGCUUCCAUAAUUUUCAGUUGUGAAAAUAAAAAAGGAAAUAAUUUUACAGCUAACCUAGGAAAUACUCUAAAGCUCAAUUCUAUUUUUAUUCCGUUUUUGAAAAGCUUAAAAAAGAAAAAUUCAUUGAAAAUGCUUUUCUUAUUAUGUUUAUUUCUUCUGCUUUCAUUAGACUUAGCCCCACUACAUAAAAAACCAUUUUCCUGUUAUAAUAGAUAAGGUUUUUAAAGUAGUGUCAUUAAUACUUUCAAAAUUGUACAUUUAUUGCUAGAAUUUUUUAGAUCCUUUUUUCCUCUUCAGUGAUAAAUCAUGAUGUUACAGAUUUUGCUUAAAAUCCGCAGUUGUCAGUUCUAAAAAUUCUUGCUAAAAUGUUUGAAUUCAGUGACAGUUUUCUGUAUCUCUGUGUUCUUCUCCCCUUACACCUGAAGGGAGCAAACUCCAAUUUUGUUUUACACAGUAUUCUUGAAUAUAUGCACACUUCAUGGGUUGUUGGUAUAUUAAAGUAGAAAAAUGGUGAAAAAAAUUGCUGUGUUGAUCCAGCGUCCUUAGCUAUCCUGUAAGCAGUGUGUGCUGAAAUGUUUUUAUUUCUCCAAGAAUGUCUUGUCUGGGGUAAGUAGUACUAAAUAAAAUGUAUUGGUUUUUA